Messenger RNA from Diplodia corticola, 1029 nucleotides. Its product is annotated as mitochondrial carrier. Gene Ontology annotation, biological process: mitochondrial citrate transmembrane transport. The transcript has a single exon. The coding region runs from base 1 to 1029 and encodes 342 amino acids. Lineage: Eukaryota; Fungi; Ascomycota; Dothideomycetes; Botryosphaeriales; Botryosphaeriaceae. The record is from RefSeq and is a predicted model, not a curated record.
AUGACCACCGUGACCACCACCGCUUCCCCGCUGCCGGCGACAAAGCCCGCCCAAUCCAACAACCACGUCCACGACGCCAAUGCCCCGCCCAUCCCAGCCCACGUCUCCCUCCUCGCCGGCGGCGCUGCCGGCGCCAUCGAAGCCGCCCUGACCUACCCCUUCGAAUUCGCCAAAACCCGCGUCCAGCUCAAGAACGAAACCAGCAACACUACCAUGCCCGCGCGGCCGCAGCCGCAGCCGCAGCCGCAGCCCUACAAGAGCCCCAACCCCUUCGCCAUCAUCCGCGCCGUGGUCCGGCACGAGGGCGCGCGCGCCCUCUACGCCGGCUGCACCCCGCUCGUCAUCGGCUCCGUCGGCAAGGACGGCGUGCGCUUCCUCUCCUUCGACCUGAUCAAGCGGCAGUUCGCGGACCGCGACACGGGCACGCUGACGCCGCUGCGCAGCCUGCUGGCCGGCAUGACGGCGGGGGUCGUCGCGUCCGCCACCGCCGUCACGCCGACGGAGCGCAUCAAGACGGCGCUGAUCGACGACGCGCGCGCGGGCGCGGGCGCCGCCGGCGGCGAAGGGCGGUUCCGCGGCAGCAUGGUCGAGGCGGUCCGGGCGGUGGUGCGCGAGGACGGCGUGGUGCGGGGGUUGUAUCGCGGCUUUGCGGGCACGACGCUGAAGCAGGCGAGCGCGACGGCCACGCGCAUGGGCACGUACAACGUCCUGAAGGACUGGGAGCGCGUGCGCGGCGUGGAGCAGACGACGGCGGUCAACUUCGCGAACGGGAGCGUCGCCGGCAUCGUCACGACGUACGCGACGCAGCCGUUUGACACGAUCAAGACGCGGUGCCAGAGCGCGAGGGGGGAGUCGACGGCGGCGGCGGUGCGGAGCAUCUGGGAGGAUGGCGGCGUCAAGGCGUUUUGGAGGGGCACGGUGAUGAGGUUGGGGCGGACGAUUUUCAGCGGUGGCAUCUUGUUCACGGGUUAUGAGAGGAUGGUCAAGAUUUUGGAUCCCCUCAUUGGGAGGGGGACGGGAUAUGCUUGA